This is a messenger RNA of Cimex lectularius (bed bug), 987 nucleotides long. RefSeq lists its product as uncharacterized. Bases 208 to 891 code for a protein of 227 amino acids. NCBI's taxonomy places the organism in Eukaryota, Metazoa, Arthropoda, Insecta, Hemiptera, Cimicidae. The transcript has a single exon. The record is from RefSeq and is a predicted model, not a curated record.
CUUUUUAAGGUGUUAGCAUUUUUUGACUUUUAGGUUUUUUUCCCCCCUUCCAGUAGAUAAACUUAUCUCUUAACUGGCACAGUGAUAAGCCUGAAAAUUUUCAAAAUUGUAACCUAUUGGUUGUAACCUGAAAUAAUUACGUCAUGAUCGUUUAUCAAUAAGUUAUGCUCUUAGUUUCUUAGUUGAAAAAUUUGUUAAGAUUUGAGAAUGGGGAGGGAUUCGGAGGAGAUGAGCAGAGUAAACUGGUUCGACAGGACGGCGGCCCUCCUGGAACAGAACAUCGUCGGAGUGAAGAUCGGCAUCUACUCGGUGGCCGCCCUCGGCCUCGGGAUCGCGUUGAGGAGCGUCCGUCCUUUCGCCAAGUUCACCCGAUCUUCUCAGAUCCCGUCCCAUUUUUUCGAGAAGCGCAUCAAGCUCCACGGACGCGUGAUCGGUGUGGAAGCAGUUGCUGAAAAGAACCCGUUGUUGCUGGUCGACCACCACCCAAUCCUGGGCGCGCGUCUCAGGUCGGAGGCCGGCCUCCCUGUGAGCCUCGAGGGCGUCGACGUCUCCGGAAACGGUUUCGCCUGGCUCCAGGCCGUCGUCAAAGGCGAGAAGGUCGAGUUCGUCCUGUUGAAACCCCUCUCCGAAAGCGUUAGCUGCAUUGUCUAUCACAGGAGAGAUGAUGUCGCCACCCAGCUCGUCACACUGGGUUUCGCCUCUGUAGCACCCUACGACCUAUCGCUGGACAAAUGCAAGACUUACAGAAAGUUCUACCAGCGGUUGCUCAAAGAGGAAACCAAGGCGGAGAGGAAAAGAGUUGGCAUGUGGCAAGACAGCAAGAAGAUGUUCAAUAAUAUCUAUAAUUAUUUUUUACAGACAACUAAAAGGGUCAAAAUGAAUCUUCCGUGACGCUCGAAGUAUUUGUUUAAAUAUUUGAGACUUUACAAAAUUGCAUUGUGCCUCUAAAAGUAGACUGUAAUAAAAUAUUGUUUUUCUAUUUUUUCA